Molecule: messenger RNA, 3350 nt
Organism: Mus pahari (shrew mouse)
Lineage: Eukaryota; Metazoa; Chordata; Mammalia; Rodentia; Muridae
Gene: Pip4k2c
Product: phosphatidylinositol-5-phosphate 4-kinase type 2 gamma
Exons: 10
Coding region: 112-1377 (421 amino acids)
Biological process (GO): phosphatidylinositol metabolic process
Molecular function (GO): phosphatidylinositol kinase activity
Source: RefSeq, a predicted model, not a curated record
GAGGGCGGGCCUCCGGUCACGUGACGGCUGCGCAGGUGAGCACCGCUUCCGGGUCGGGCUUCGGAGUCGCGGCCAGCUCCCGCUUCCACUCGCUCGGGUGCGCGGGAGACUAUGGCGUCCUCCUCCGUCCCUCCCGCCACCGCACCCGCGGCAGCUGGAGGCCCCGGCCCGGGAUUCGGCUUCGCCUCCAAAACCAAGAAGAAGCAUUUCGUGCAGCAGAAAGUGAAGGUGUUCCGGGCCGCCGACCCGCUGGUGGGCGUGUUCCUGUGGGGCGUCGCCCACUCGAUCAAUGAGCUCAGCCAGGUUCCUCCCCCAGUGAUGCUGCUGCCAGAUGACUUUAAAGCCAGCUCCAAGAUCAAGGUCAACAAUCACUUUUUCCAUAGAGAAAAUCUUCCCAGUCAUUUCAAGUUCAAGGAGUAUUGCCCCCAGGUCUUCAGGAACCUGCGAGAUCGGUUUGCCAUCGAUGAUCAUGAUUACUUGGUGUCCCUUACUCGAAGCCCCCCAAGUGAAACUGAAGGCAGUGAUGGCCGCUUCCUUAUCUCCUAUGACCGCACUCUGGUCAUCAAAGAAGUGUCGAGCGAGGACAUUGCGGAUAUGCACAGCAACCUCUCCAACUACCACCAGUACAUAGUGAAGUGUCACGGCAACACGCUUCUGCCUCAGUUCCUGGGCAUGUACCGAGUCAGUGUAGAAAAUGAAGACAGCUACAUGCUCGUGAUGCGCAAUAUGUUUAGUCACCGUCUUCCUGUGCAUAGGAAGUACGACCUCAAGGGCUCUCUAGUGUCCCGGGAAGCCAGCGAUAAGGAGAAGGUUAAAGAACUGCCAACACUGAAGGAUAUGGACUUUCUUAACAAGAACCAGAAAGUGUAUAUUGGUGAAGAAGAAAAGAAAGUAUUCCUGGAGAAGCUGAAGCGAGAUGUGGAGUUUCUAGUGCAGCUGAAGAUCAUGGACUACAGCCUUCUGCUGGGCAUCCACGACAUCAUCCGGGGCUCUGAACCCGAGGAAGAGGGGCCCGUGAGGGAGGAGGAAUCAGAGUGGGAUGGGGACUGUAACCUGGCUGGACCUCCCGCCCUAGUGGGCUCCUAUGGUACCUCCCCUGAGGGCAUUGGAGGCUACAUCCAUUCCCACCGGCCCCUGGGCCCAGGAGAGUUCGAGUCCUUCAUCGAUGUCUAUGCUAUCCGGAGUGCGGAGGGGGCCCCCCAGAAGGAGGUGUACUUCAUGGGCCUCAUUGACAUUCUGACACAGUAUGAUACCAAGAAGAAAGCAGCUCACGCAGCCAAGACCGUCAAGCACGGGGCGGGGGCAGAGAUCUCCACUGUCCAUCCUGAGCAGUAUGCUAAGCGGUUCCUGGAUUUUAUUGCCAACAUCUUUGCCUAAGAGGCUGCCUGACUCCAGGGUGAUUGCGGCUUUAUGUUGGAGGUGGCGGGUUCUGAGAGGCUUAGGGGGGCUGGAUUUGGCCAUUACUUCUCUUCUUUGCUAAAUUCAGGCUGCAGACUCCUUCCAUCCAAAUAACUUCAUUCUGGUGGAUAGGGUUUUCUUGCCCCAGACAUCCACCGUCCUUUCUCCCCUUGUCCAUUUCUCUGCCCCCCCUCCUUGCUCCCAGUAAGCCCUCCUGCUUCAUUAGAGUGUUAUUGUCGACUCUUCUAAGUGCCUUGAUCUUUGAAAAAUAUCUUGUUUCUGUGAAAUAGGAGGAGCUGGGGGAGGGGUUGUUUGCCAUCUUCGGGACCUGACUGGACAGUGGACAUGGCUCAAGCAGCUGCCUGGACGCACUUUGCUGAGUGGAAGAAACAGAAUUGUCUGGAUUUUGCUGAUACUUUUACGGGGCACUUUGUGGCAUGCUUCCUCCCUGGUAAGCCCUGGAAUGGAGGGCUUUCAGGAUGCUCCAGAUGUGGGUGCAGGCAUUCACACACAGACAGUCUGGCCCGGAGGUCAGGUGGGGAGUGGUCAGCAGGCUGGCACCUCACAAUGCAGGACCUAAGCCUAAGUGGACUUUUGUGACUAUGCAGAUGAUGGAGAAGGUCCCUGUGGAGCGACAACUGUUCCAUUCUCCCACCCCACCCCACGUCCACCUCUUUCCAUGAGCACUUCAGGUGCAGGAGCUCAGAGGCCGGCAGUACCCGAGCUCAGGUGCAGGUGUGAGACUCGGGGGGCCGCUCUUUCCCACAACCCUGUGCCUUGCUGGUGAGCAGGGAGAGCAGUAGAGGCCAGGCCAGGUCAGAGUGCAGGGUUCAUUGCCUGGGUGACACCCUUUCUUCCUGUCUAGCAGAGGGGAACAGUGCCAUCGCUAUAAUUGGGAGAGGAUAGAGGUCUCGAGUGUGGGAGCCCCCCCAUCCCUGGGGCAUAUACCUAGAACUUUCCCCCUCCUUCUCAAAACCCUUUUCUGGUUGGAGUUGUUAUUCUGUCCCAUCUUCCACUGCUAAUGUGUCUCCCGGGGGACAGAUGGCCUUCUUUGUCAUCUCCCCUCUCCGCCCCCAGAGAGGAGUCAGAGCCAUAACAACCCACCCAGUCCUCUCCAAAGACAGCUGAAUAUUAAUGCACGACUUCCUCGGAAUGGAGAGGAGCCGCUAGGCAUCUCAGCUCUCCCAGCUCAUGCCUGUAAACCCAGCACUCAGGAGGCUGAGUCAGUUACUCUGAGAGUUCAAGGCCAGCCUGGGCUACUGAGUGAGACCUGGUCUCAGGAAAACUCAAAAUAGGUUUGGGUUUGAGUGGCUGGAGAUCAUAACUGAGUUGGUCAUGUGCUUGCCUAGUGUGUACAAAGCUCUGGGAUCCACACCAGGCGUGGCGGUGCAUGCCUGCACUCCUAGCCUUGGGAAAUAGUGGUAAGCAGGGUGGGUAUUCAAGGUCAUCGUCAGUUACUUGGCGAGGUGGAGGCCAGCCAAGGAAACAGGAGGCAUCUUUGGGAAAAUGACUCUAAGAAGAGAUAGGUUGUCUUUGUCUCCGCCUGAAGCCUUUGGAAGCAAGCGCUCGUCUUCGCUGUUCUGCACCCCUGCAGAGCUUGGUGCUCUGGAGGUGGGGUGGGCAUUGAAGGCAAGGAGCUGCUUUGCUGUGUGACCAUGAGGUCCUCAGGGAGAAGCCCACCCUUCCUUUCCAAAGGAAGCAGCAAUAUGGGUGCCCAGUUGGGGUGGGUGGGGCCUGGUGGGUAUCCCAUCCCUCAAGCGACCUUUCCCCUGUUGAAUGCAAUAAAGUGACACCAGCAGCUGUUCCUUACAACUGGGCUCUCACCGUGAGGUUGUGGUCGUGGGCAGUGUUGCCAUCUUCACUUACUGCUUCUGUUUUCCAUCUGUUUUGUUAAUAAAAUAUGUGUAUUUACUCCCAAUAUCACAAUAAAAUAAAUUAUUUGAUCUAAGUCA